AAUUAACAUAUAAUUGACGCGGCCCACUCGUAGUAGUGGUGGUGGGGGGUGCCGAGCGGGUGUGUGACCGCGGCGCCAUUUUGUCGCAGGGUGGCUCGAAGCGCUGCCGCCGCCGCCGCCGCCGCUGCCGCUGGCGCUCUGCCCCGUCUCCUCUCGCUCUCUCAACUCGCUCCACUCCUCCUCCUCGACUCGUCGGUCCGUCGCCUUCGAACCCUUUCUUUUGAAGCGUUCCCAACCCUCGCAAAUCUUUAAGGCUUUUCUAACCCCCUCUAUCAACCCACAACCCCCCACCCCCCUUCACCCAGCCACCCGCCCUUUGCCGAUCGUCAGUCGCGCUCGCAGCCUGCGUCUUUGACAUCGCCGCGUCGUCUUCUUCGUCGUCUUCGUCCUUCUUCGUCGUCUUUCUUCUUCGCCGCUCGCUCGCUCGGCUGUGCUCGGCUCCGUCGGCGGUUCACGCGGGGGGCCCACGGGGAGGAGGGCCGCUAGUCCCGGGCGGGGUUUGCGUCCGUAGAUUUUGGAGCAGGCCUCGUCGGUUCCCGCUCUUGUUGGCGACGUUCCCUUAGUUUAGUAGUUGUCUCUUUAACACACACCACACAUACAUACAUACACACUCAUCCCGCUUUCUACCUUUGUUUCCUUUAUUUACUCGUUUUGUUCGUAGUUGUGUUUGUUGUUCAACUGUUGUCGGUGGUUUCCGUAGUAUCGGCUUUGCCGUCGUUUUAAUUGGUGCCGUAGUGGUUGGCUCGCUGCUGCUGUUGCUGCUGUGUUGUUGGUGGUUGUUGGUGGUUGUUGUUGUGGUCGUCGUCGUUUCUCGAUUCGAGACGGGGCCCGGCUUGUUCGCUGUUGUCGCGGCAGCAGCGCCCCGUUUGUUUGCUCGUAAUUGUUAUCGUUGCCAUCGUCAUUGUUCCGAUCGGUCGUGUCGCCGUGCCCCCAACUCUGCUCGAUCUCCGUCCGUCGUUUUGUCCUCGCCGCCGCUCGGUUUUCUUGUUCUCCGCCGGCGCGGGUUUCGCUCUUUCCCCUUCCGUCGUCGGUCGCUCGCUCGGUCGCCACCACCACAACCGCCGCCACGAUGGCCGGCAACUUCGACGCGCACGACCGCGAUAGUUGGUACUUCGGGCCGCUGAGCCGCGUGGAGACUCAGCGACGUCUCCAGGGCCAGCGGCACGGCACCUUCGUGGUGCGCGACUCGACCACGUGCCCGGGCGACUACGUGCUCUCGGUGAGCGAGAACUCCAAGGUGUCCCACUACAUCGUCAACAACCUCGCCGACCGCUUCAAGAUCGGCGACCAGGAGUUCCGCGACCUGCCCGCUCUGCUCGAGUUCUACCGCAUUCACUAUUUGGACACCACCACGCUCAUCGAGCCCGCGGUGAAGGCCACGGGGGGUCAGGGGCAGCAGGUGCCCGCGACGCCCGCGGCUGCGGCCACGGCUCGUCACCACCUCGACUACCAACUUCAGGGCCAGUCGCCUUCGCCGCCAGCCUCGAAGAAACAUCAGCAGGGUGGUGGCGGCGGCGGCGGCAGCGGCGGCGGCGGCGUUGACGAGAGCGUGGAGUUUGUGCGAGCCCUCUUCGACUUCCCCGGCAACGACGAGGAGGAUCUGCCCUUCAAGCGCGGCGAGAUCCUCACCAUCGUCGCUAAGCCCGAGGAGCAGUGGUGGAGCGCCCGCAACAAGGAGGGUCGCACGGGAAUGGUGCCCGUGCCCUACGUGGAGAAGGCAUCGCGGCCGCUUUCUUACGCCGCCUCGUCCAUGGCACCGGGCAACCGCAACAGCUACGGCUCUGGCCAGGGCGGUGACCAGGGGCCCUACGCGCACCCCCUGGCCAUCGGGCAGCAGCUUCCCAACCUGCAGAACGGGCCCGUCCUCGCCACCGUUAUCCAGAAGCGAGUGCCCAACGCCUACGACAAGACGGCGCUCGCGCUAGAUAUUGGUGAGGUGGUCACGGUGACGAAGAUGCACGUCAAUGGGCAGUGGGAAGGGGAGGUGAAUGGCCGAAGGGGCCACUUUCCCUUCACGCACGUGCGGAUCAUAGACCAGGCCAACCCGGAGAACUCCUGAUGGAUGCGACCCUUGCCGUCCUGGCCGUUAUUGUGUUCUUUCAGCCAGACUCUAAAACUGUGACUUUCAAUGGAUAUUUUUUUGUUUCUAAUGAAACUUAAAGGCAAGCACGAAAACACGUGGACCUAGUCAGAUGUCAUCUUUGGUUGAAUGUCUUUUUGCCGUGAAACCGUCGAGACCGUCCCACGUCGAUGGGUGAUGGACACCCAUGAUGCGUUCGUGUGCCCUCGGGCAGUGGGACUCGCCGGGUAAAGGACUGCAUUGGAAGAAGGAAGAUGCGUUCAGAGUGCAGAACUUGUGUCCGUAGGGCUAAACAUUUCUCUUGCUGUAACUGCCAUUUGUAAUAAUGUGGAGAGAUUUAAUGGUUCUUAAUUAUCAUUAUUAACGACAAUCUUUUAGUUUUCUACAACAAUUCCAUUUGUUCUAAGCUUUAUAAACCAAAAUUACAGUCUUUGCAAGGUGAACUUUUUUUGUAUAACUGAUUUCUUUGGGUUUCAUAAUUAUUAAUACUGUAUCUUAUUGGCAGUUUUUAACUUUUUAUACCUCUGGUCAAAAUGUAUUUUUUAAGUGAUGACUUAACUUGAAAGCUGACUCGUUGGUAUCCUUGAGUUUUUUUCCUUGCAUUCAGUAACAACUGCAAUGCGCGCAUAUGUGCAUUAAAUCAUGCCAACAGUACUGCCGCGAAUUUUUAGUGCCAGUGUGGCUGCACUGUCGUGCAUUCUCCACCGCUCGCAUGUACUCUCCAGGGGUAUGCGUGACAGCUUGUCUGUUACCACAUUGCCAGCACACAAGCAGAUAUUUGAGCAGGUUAAUUGGAGUGCUUUCUGUGCCUUUAACUUAUUGCUGUAAAUGCAGGCUUUUCUUCUGCAUUGCUGUUGAUCGGGAAGACUGAUGAACAUUUUGACUGUCUGCAGCAUCCGAUGUGACCCUUUCGGCGGCGUAUGGUACUCAUUGUUGGUCUGUUCGUUUCAUGUUCGUACUGACCCUGUCAGACUAGACCAAAUAGACAUAGGGGGCACAAAGAUCGUUUGACCAUAAGAUUCUGCGGCACAUGUCGCUUGCGCCACUCUAACAUCGACUGUGUGCAUAUCAUCCGGCUGUUUAAAGGGAACCGUCUCAGUGCUGUACCGGACCAGGUUUUUCUUUGCGAGCUGGUUGUGAGGUGUAGCUGUCCUCUGGUAGUGCUUGUGUUUGAAUGGUGGACAAGAGCCUUACAAAGCGCCAUUUGCUUGUAUGCCAAAUCAGGUCUCUUAACUGUUAUGUACAUUGUGGUAGAUCAUGGUUAUUAAUGGUACAUUGUGUACAUGAGUAAUAUAAAUGCAUUCACGAGCUGCUUUUAUAAUUGGGGGCACUAAAAAGUGAAGAAAAUAAAUGCAAAAUAAACUGGCACGUCCCAAGUUUUAUAAGUUGUUUUAUAAAACGCGUAGGAUUUAAGUCCAUUAACAGUGACCAAAUGCGGACCAAGGUGGUGGCUUCCUCAAAACAACUCUGAUGGCACUUUAAUAUGUUGGUGUUGCUUUCUGCGCACCAUCUUGGCAUGCUUGGGUACAUCAGGUGUGCUCUACAAACCCGGUUUGACCUUUUGCAAGCAGUGCCAAUGAAUGAGAUGCUGAAUUGCUGUGGUCAUUUUGACGAAUGCAGGAGGAAAGAAGUGAGCCUGAGCAUCCAGAUAAUUUUUUAAUGCCCCGAGGCAACGAUUCACGCUUGGCCUCGCAUGUUGUUGGGUAUGUUGUAUGAAAUUGUACCGUAAAGAAAUGUAUUUUCAAAGCAGCAUGUAACAUGCAUUGUUCAUUUGUACGCAAUGAGCUAUGAGUAAAUGGUUGAAAACUAAAUGUUUACUCCUUGCUUUGUGAACGGCCUGAAAAGAAAACCGUUUGUGAAUUAUAUUUUGUAGUGCACUAUAUGGGUUACUGGGACAGGAUGAAGCAGGUUGAGGAAGCCAACUUACUGAUAUCAGUUCUUUGAGGUUUCAAGUCUCUUAUGUUCAAAUAGGUGAUGUUAAAUGAAAAAAAUGUAUACAAACAACUUGUGCUGUUUGCGAACUGGUUCAAAUAUUUCCUUAAUAUUUUAAGAAGUCAAUGCAUAUAGAGUACGUUAAAUAAGUUGUCAAUAAGCUUCACGUGGUUGAUUAUAAGCAUUUAGUUAUAAUCCAGGGGAAUGCAGUACUGUAAAAAAUUAACACAUUUCAUAAUACCGGUUUGUAGCUGUUGACGAGAUCCAGUGUCUCAGAAAAUGUUACUUCAACCACCACACCGCGGGUCUAAACUUUUUAAUUCCCCCCCCCACCUAGUACUAUUUUGCUUUGCAAUUCCUUCCCAUAAAUUUUGUUCCAAAGUUCUUGUAAUAUUGCUCCAUUUUAAGAAACGUGAACUGUCUGAUACCUUCAAAUGUGUUUAUAUAUGGCAGUUUGGUGCUUUGGGCCUGUGCUCAGCAACUGUGACAAUAAAUUCUGAUCUGAA
Messenger RNA from Petromyzon marinus (sea lamprey), 4518 nucleotides. Its product is annotated as adapter molecule crk. Gene Ontology annotation, cellular component: cytoplasm. The record is from RefSeq and is a predicted model, not a curated record. NCBI's taxonomy places the organism in Eukaryota, Metazoa, Chordata, Hyperoartia, Petromyzontiformes, Petromyzontidae. Gene Ontology annotation, biological process: cell migration; enzyme-linked receptor protein signaling pathway. Gene Ontology annotation, molecular function: signaling adaptor activity; receptor tyrosine kinase binding.